UACAGAUCUAUCAUUGAUGUGGUUUGCUUUUAACUUGAAAUAUCACACAAAACCACCUGGAUGUUUUUGUCCUGAGAGAGAAAGAGCAGCUGUUGUAAAAAUAUAUCCCUUGUGAAGGUUAGUGUGAAGAGGCAGACUAUGUCCAAAGAGCUUGGGAUGAGGCCAGUGAUGGUUCUGCACAAUGAUAGCGUUAACUUCCAAUUGCAUUCCGUCAGCAAUGAGGACGAAGCCUGGAAAAGCUACCUGGAAAACCCGUUAACGGCAGCAACAAAAGCCAUGAUGAGCAUUAAUGGUGACGAUGAAAGUGUGGCUGCUUUAAGUCUUCUCUAUGACUAUUAUAAGGUUCCAAAACAGGAAAGAUUUAUACUGCCCGGAAAAGUAAAUCGUCCCUGUGAAGCAAAUGCAGUAAGGAGGCAUAACACUGGGACUGAAUUUGAUAUUGACAAUAUUUCAUUUCUGGAAAAUUCAAUUCCAACGAUGAAACCUUUGCCUGAAGAUACCAUUAUGUCCACGGAGUUUCCCGAUCCAAACAGAAGAUCUCAACGAUUCCAUUCAGACUCGAGCUUUCCUGUUCCUAAGUCUCAGCCAUUGUUGGAUACCUGUAUCACAGAUUUAUAUGACUGCAACCUCACUGAAUCAUUUGAUAACAUUUUAAUGACACAGCCACAACAAAGGUGGACGGCGGAGAACAUGGCAGAUGAGGCCUUUUUAAAUGAUUUGAUAAGACCGCCUUGUGAUGAAGACAAUGUUACGAACAAUAACCCAAGGGUCGACUUUGAGUACAUGCUGGAGGCACCUAAAUCUGUCAACCAGAAACUCGGGGAAGAAUCGCUGGGUUACCUCAACAAAGGACAGUUUUAUCCAGUCACACUGAGAGCUGUGGAGAGUGACAAAUGUUUGCAGUCACAACCAACCAAAGUUCGAAGUAUGGUAAUGGCUGUAUUUGACAAUGGAAAGAGCCCAGAAGACCAAAUGAAGAAUUGGAAACACUGGCAUUCCCGACAGCACACUGCAAAGCAAAGGAUCAUUGAUUUUGCAGAUUACAAGGAAAGCAACAGCACCAUCAGCUGUGUUGAAGAAGUGGCAUUCAAUGCCCUCUCGUUCAUCUGGGAUACCAGCAAAGAAGCAAAGGUUCACAUUGGAAUUAACUGCCUGAGUACAGACUUCUCCACACAGAAGGGAGUCAAAGGUCUACCCUUGAAUCUCCAGAUAGACACAUAUGACUGUGAAAGCAAAUCAGACAAGCCUAUUCACCGAGCCGUCUGCCAAAUUAAGAUAUUUGUGGACAAGGGCGCUGAGAGAAAAAUGAGAGAUGAAGAACGCAAACAAUCUAAAAGAAAAAGCAAGUACCCAGACUCCACCACGGAUGCUGUGACUAACAGAAGGAUUCCACAGCCAGACCACAAAGGAAAUGAUAUCACAUAUUUUAAGACCAUGACAGAUGUAAUUUCUUCUCCUGUGUUAUUCACCCCAGAAGCCCAUUUCAUUUAUUCACAGCGAACUGGAUUGGGGCAUUCGAUGGGUUGUGAUGUCCCACAUCCUGAGAGGUUCCCAUUAAAAAGGGGAAGCAAGACACUGUACAACGAUGAAGUGGAUUUGCCAAUCAAACUUGCCAAGCUAUAUGAACCAGAGAGAGUGCUGUUAUAUGUACGUAGGGAGUGUGAAGAGGUUUUCGAUGCCUUAAUGUUGAAAACUCCUAAUCUUAAUGGAUUGAAGAGUGCUAUCUCAGAGAAGUAUGGGCUGCUUGAGGAAAGAAUCUGCAAAGUUUACAAGAAGUGUAUGAAAGGAAUUUUGGUGAACAUGGAUGAUAACAUUGUGCAGCAUUACUGUAACCAUGCUGCAUUUUUGGUGGAAAUAAAGGACACGUAUGGAGGCUAUCAAAUAACACUUAAAGAGGUUUAAGCAGACUCAACAUUCCUAGAAGUACAGAAUAUAGAAAAGACCAGGAAUUACUCUACCUCUGUCCCUCUGUCCAUGAACAUAUACUAUUGGCUGCUUUGGACCAAAGAGUUUUGUGCCAUGCUUCUCUUCUGAGCUAACACCAAAACAGGUUUGCUUAAGCCAAGUGUGAAGAGUUAACUUUAUUCUACACUUCUCUGGGUGAUAGCUGAAGCAAUAUUUUUCUUCUACACCUACACCGCUCAAGAUGUUCCUUUUGGGAUCUGAAAGUCAUGUAUGUCUUCACUCCAUCUAACCAAGCUCCGCGGACUAUUGGACCAUCUACCAGGAUGCCAGCCAGUCUUUGUAUAUUUCAGUAUGUCACAGCAUGUGAUAUUUUGGAACUAUUUGUUCAUUUCUGUAAUCUACUUGUUUUAUAAAACCACAAUUCAACAUUUUCAGAUUUCCAGCCGGUUUCUCAAUAUAUAGUAUUUACACAAAUGGAUUACUAUUUAUGGUGCUCAUGAAGUAUUUGGAAGAAUUCAUUGCUCAUAAAGAAACAUUAUUUCUUCUGUGGAGGGGGACCCUGCCUCCGAUAGUUAAAAAGAACAUUUAUUUCUCCUUUAAAUAUUACUGUGUAGUUCCACUGAAACACACUUCCUUAAUACACAUCAAGAGUCUGCCCCAACCUUCUUUAAUGUUUCAGUGGAAGAAGUAUUUGCCUGUAUUCACUUUUAAUGCUGCAGAUGGUCCAAGCUCAUCCUGAUGUGAUCAAGAAUUUCCAUAGAUUAUCAGCAUGUACAGAACUUAUGUACUUUUAGAGUCAUGGUGUUUUGUAAUCAUAUCAUGGCUUGAGACCUUUAAAGCAUUGUACUAUGCUUGCUUGUAAAAUACUGUAUCAUAGGAUAAUAACUCUGUUACCAAAGUACUAUUCGGGUUACCAGGUUUUAAAUUUUUGUAGCCCUAAUAACUGCCCAAUUCAAUGAAGGAAGAUUUUGUUUAUGCCCCUUUGAAGCAAGUAUUUUCCUUGAUUGGACACAUGAAAUUAAUCAAAGAAGGAGUGCUUUUCUUUGCAAAAGCAUUGUUUCCUGUUAAGUUCAAUAGCAUUUUUACUAAGUUUGCAAAUUUGAUGAUCAUUCACCUGACUAAUUAUUUGCAGAAAUGUGACAUUUCUAUGCCUGAAGAUAUGGUAAUAAGGAUGAUUUGAGAAUUCUGUCUUCAUCCGACUGAUUUACUAAAUGUUGAUUUCCAAUUGUUUGCUAAUACUUUUGAGAACACUUACUUGGGUAUAAAGUCAGAGAUGUGCAACAUGCUCAAAUAUUUUCCUAACAUUAUUAGAGGAAAACAAGAACAUUUCUUGCAAUGAAUUGUCUUUUGUCAUUACUAUAUUUGUGCAUCUAACAUGGUCAAUUUUACUUUACUUUAAUUUCUUUAAUAUUUUACUCAGGAUCUCCACGAUGUGAAAGCAUAUAUAUUGUAAAUACAAAGAGUUAGCUUCAAGUAUAGACAUUGUGGUGAUGGACAUUUCACAUUUAUGAUAUGUUUUUCAAACUGAAGAUGAGAUCUCACAAUGGUGGGAUAUAUUUUUGUUAUUCCAUUAUAAUGAAUUAGUAUGUCUGGUGUAACACUCUAAUAUUGUAACUUUCUGGAUGUUACUAUUGAGUUCAAAUAUUAAAGAGUUACAUAAACUUCACUGCCAAAUUCCUGUAAAAAUUUCAAUUGAUUAAAAUGUAACUUGUUUUAAAAAUAGAUCUCCAAAUUGUUCUAUUCCUCACUUCACAAGGGAAUGGUACUCCAACUGUGUCCAUGUGUCAUUACCUAUUUGCUCUAUGUUGAGUGUUCACAAUGCUGUUUUUUUAAACUUAAUCAUUCUAAACAAAUUCCAUUGAAGCUUAAAAUGCAUAAUAUUUCUAUCAGUCGCAGAUAUUAUACAAUAAGGACUCCCUUCCCCUUAAUACACAUCACUGCUUCCUACUCAAUACACACUGAAACAUAGAAACAUAGAAAAAUAUGUGCAGGAGUAGGCCAUUCGGCCCUUCGAGCCUACACCGCCAUUCAGUAUGAUCAUGGCUGAUCAUCCAACUCAGAACCCUGUAUCUGCCUUCUCUCCAUACCCCCUGAUCCCUUUAGCCACAAGGGCCAUAUCUAACUCCCUCUUAAAUAUAGCCAAUGAACUGGCCUCAACUGUUUCCUGUGGCAGAGAAUUCCGCAGAUUCACCACUCUCUGUGUGAAGAAGUUUUUCCUAAUUUAGGUCCUAAAAGGCUUCCCCUUUAUCCUCAAACUGAAGUAUUGCACAGGUCUUUAACAGUGUUGCUGAGCAAAUAGAUCUUGGGAUCCAAGUUCAUAACUCCUUGAAAGUGGCUAUGCAAGUUGAUAAGGUGGUUAAGAAGGCUUAUGGAAUGCUUGUUUUUAUUAGUCGAGGUACUGAGUUUAAAAGUCAAGGGGUUAUGUUGCAAGUCUGUAAAACUCUGGUUAGGUCACAUCUGGAGUUUUGCAUACAGUUCUGGUCACCCCAUUAUAGGAAGAAUAUUGAGGCUUUGGAGAGGGUGCAGAAGAGUUUUGCCAGGAUGCUGCCUCGUUUAGAGGGCAUGUGCUAUCACGAGAGGGUGGAUAAACUUGGGUUGUUUUCUCUGGAACACCAGAGGAUGAGAGAAAAUCCGAUAGAGGUUUACAAGAUUAUGAGAGGGGUAGAUAGCAUCUCUGUUUCUUGGGUUGAGGUGUCUAGCACCAGAGGAUAUGCAUUGAAGGCGAGGGGGGUUUGGUUCAAAGGGGAUGUGAGGGGUAAGUUUUCCGCUCAGAGAGUCAUGGAUGCCGGAGAUGUGCUGCCUGGUAUGGUGGUGGAGGUAAAUAUAUUAAAGGCUUUUAAAAGAGACGUUUGGGUAGGCAUAUGGAUGUUAGGAGGAUGGAGGGAUAUGGACAUGAUGUGGAUAGGAGGGAUUAGUGGUUAGGUGAUUUCAUUUGCUUUUUAUCUGGUUCGGCACAACAUCGAGGGCCGGGUGGCCAGCUCCUGUGCUGCACUCUUCUAUGUUCACACUCCUCCUGGGAACCAGUAGAUAAUAUAGUUCAUGCUAAAGUCCAUGUGUUUCUUGCUAGAGAUAAAUUGAUUCUAGCCUUGUAAGAACAAAACAGAAUGCACAGAGUGUUAAGGUCCACUCCCAUACCAUUAUUCUACAUGUCUCAUGGACCAUUACUAAGCAUUGUCCUCCUCACUAGUCAUCACUGUGUCUGUUCCUUGUAAAGUGACCAAUGGUGCCCAUUAUGUUGAGUAGUGAAUUAUAAAGGUGGUGGUGGUGAUGGUGGAGUGGGAAAGCUUUCCAAAAAUGUCAAAGAACUGUUAAUCUUUCAUUUCCAUCAGCACUGCUUCAUCAGGGAACCCCAUUCAGUGUCAACCGAUUAAUGGCAAUGGCGGUUGAAUCAAGGAAGCAUUGAGAGUUGUGAAGACAAAGUUCACCAUGGAAUGCCUUGUUGAACCCAUACUGCUCGUGGUUUCAUGAGUUAGCCUUUCCUUAUGAGGUAAAUUGCAAAUGCCUGUUCAUCCUUGCCUUGUCUUUUUGAGUCAGGUACAGUGACAACUGAUUGUAGAUCAUGUAGGAAAAUGGUGAUUGAACAUGUGACACAUUUUAUUAACUGGGAAACCUUGUCAAAUGAUAAAGAUUUGUUUUAUAUUUGAAUUUAAAUGAAAAGUAAAUAA
Mobula hypostoma (lesser devil ray) is the source of this 5570-nucleotide messenger RNA. RefSeq names its product grainyhead-like protein 3 homolog. The transcript is spliced from 16 exons. Gene Ontology annotation, molecular function: RNA polymerase II cis-regulatory region sequence-specific DNA binding; DNA-binding transcription activator activity, RNA polymerase II-specific. The record is from RefSeq and is a predicted model, not a curated record. The coding region runs from base 139 to 1902 and encodes 587 amino acids. Gene Ontology annotation, cellular component: nucleus. Lineage: Eukaryota; Metazoa; Chordata; Chondrichthyes; Myliobatiformes; Myliobatidae. Gene Ontology annotation, biological process: regulation of transcription by RNA polymerase II.